This is a messenger RNA of Eupeodes corollae, 1448 nucleotides long. Its product is annotated as putative nuclease HARBI1. NCBI's taxonomy places the organism in Eukaryota, Metazoa, Arthropoda, Insecta, Diptera, Syrphidae. The coding region runs from base 199 to 1422 and encodes 407 amino acids. The record is from RefSeq and is a predicted model, not a curated record. The transcript is spliced from 4 exons.
AUGUGCCUGGUUACACGAGCGCAAAAAAGAAUUGCUUUUGUGUCUACACUCAGAAAAAAAAAUUAAGUGGGCAUGCAAGAAAAUUUGACAAUACAGGAACAGUCGGAAAUUAAAAUACAAAAACUAUACUCAGCGUCAGUUUGCUAGAGCUUAUUUGGAUUACGGUGUAGUGAUAAUUUUCUUAGUAAAACAUACAUAAUGGAGGAAGAUUUGUUGGGAGCAGCAGGAUAUAUGACGUGUGUUGCAGCUGCUUUGUCAUUAUAUGCGGCUGCAAAAGAAAAGCAAGAAACAUCAAAUUCUAAAAAAAGGGAAUGGGUUAAGACAUGGAGACUGAAAAGGAUUGAAAAUAGCUCAUUUAAGUUCUUGUAUGAUGAACUUCGUCUGAAUGAUAAAGAUAGUUAUCGUCGUUAUUUAAGAAUGGACGAAGAAUGUUUCAAUGAAAUUUUAAAACUUGUGGAACCCUUGAUUCUCAAAGAGACGACUCAAAUGAGAGAUCCGAUUGAUCCUCGAGAAAGUUUGGCCAUGUUACUACGUUUUCUUGCUACUGGGGAAUCUUACAGGAGCUUGGACUUUCAAACCCGGCUAUCGCACUCAUUCAUUAGCAAAUUUAUACCAAGAUGUUGCUCUGCCAUUUAUUCAUCUUUAAAAGGAAGAUAUUUAAAAUUUCCGAGGAGCUUUAUGGAGUGGGAGGAUGUGGCUGAAGGUUAUUCACGUCGAUGGAGUUUUCCAUUGUGUUUAGGUGCCAUGGACGGCAAGCACAUUGGUUUUAGAGCUUCCAAGACGGAUGGUGCUCUAUAUUAUAACUAUAAAGGGUUCAAUAGUAUUAUCUUACUGGCUAUGUGUGAUGCGAGAUAUAAAUUCACAUUUAUUGACGUAGGUUGUAAUGGAAGGUUAAGUGAUGGAGGAGUACUCAACCGAAGUGAUCUUUGUACUAUUUUGAGCAACCCGAGCCGAUAUUUUCCACCAGAUGCAGUUAUCGGACGCGAAAGAAAAUUGCCAUAUAGUAUAAUUGGAGACGACGCUUUUCCUCUGCAAAAGCAUAUUUUAAAGCCGUAUUCAUAUACAUCAACGGAAAAACAAAAAAAAACUUUCAAUUUUCGGCUAAGCCAUGCGAGACAAUGCAUUGAGCAUAGCUUUGGAAUGUUGGCGAACAGAUUUAGGGUUCUUCAGACAACCAUUCACUUGCGCCCAGAAAAAGUUAAGCUUGUAGUUCAAGCUUGCUGUGUUCUUCAUAAUUUCUUAAUAGAAAAUUGUGGAAGCUACGAAGUUCCACAACGCCCACCAAGGGGAUACACACUUACGGAAGAUAACGAAAUAAGUGACCAGAGGAGGCCUACGCAAGUUGCUUCGGACAUAAGAGACGAAUUUGCGAAAUACUUUACCGAAGAAGGCCAACUUCCAUGGCAGGAUCUUUAUAUAUAAGUUUUCAAUAAAAGUAAAAAUAUUAA